Porites lobata is the source of this 10926-nucleotide messenger RNA. The record is from the annotation of a GenBank genome assembly. Lineage: Eukaryota; Metazoa; Cnidaria; Anthozoa; Scleractinia; Poritidae.
AUGACUUCUCAAGCCAGCACUACCGUAUGCGGAUUACCUACGUGGAUCGCCUUCCCUCCAGCAAACGAUUCCACAUCUUACAUUAAUGAUACUGUGGCAUUGGCAGUUAACAUCCCAAUGAGUAUAUUCGCCUUCGUCAGCAACCUCACCAUUAUCGUCAUAGUAACCAGGACUCCACAGCUUCGAACACCCAGCAAUAUCCUGCUGUGUAGCCUGGCCGCCACUGACUGCUUGCAAGGCCUGACGUCACAACCAUUGUUUUACAUUUGGCGUUUGAUGGUGCAUCGCGCUCGUCAAUCAUGUGAUUAUCAGAUAGAAUUAUUUGAAGGCCGAUAUGUGUUUAACACUCUAACGUCAGGCUGGUCUUUCGCUACACUGACCCUUAUUAGCUUCGAUCGAGCGCUGGCGUUAUCCAAGCCGCUGUUUUAUCGCGCUAAUGUAACAAAUGAAGGUAAUAAUAAAAAUAUAAUAAUAAUAAUAAUAAUAAUGAUAAUAAUAAUAAUUCCGCUAAUUACCCUAGGCAGUAUUUAUAGCACUAAUGUUAGUGGGGCCUAUCAAAUGCCUGACACAAAUAAUUCAAAUUGAACUUAACAGGGUUAAGAAUCCCAACAGGCCGCGGAGUCGGCCGCGGAGGCAAACCAGCUGGCUAUUUACAAGCAUGGUCGAGGAUUUGAACUUGGGACUAUCGUGAACAAAUCCAGCUAACGGUCAGAGCGAGACUUGAACUGGAGGCCUCCGAAUUGCAAGUCCGGCGCUCGAACCACUCGGCCACGCCGGCCACGCCGUGACGAAAAUUUCUUUCAAUGUGAGAAGUAUUUCUCUUCGUAGGAAACCUGGAUUAAAUUAGCGUCGUUUCGAACUGUUACUGCUAGUCUUCAUUUAGCGAUAAGGUCGACUUGAACACGCGCCAUCUUAUCUGGCGCCACAGUCAGCCCUUAUUAGUGAUGGAGAUGAUGUUCCCUCGAUAGUUCGCACCAGAGACUUAUUAUCAUUAUUAUCCAUCUUUUCGUCAAUAGCUUAAAAUAAUACUCACAAUUGUCUUUGCUCCGAAGUAGAAGAUAUGACUGAUAGUAUUUUUUUCUUUCUAACAUUUGACAUGUUUCAAUUUCAGUUGCGUUGAAAUGGACUUCCUUGACUGGGAUAGUCUGGCUAUUGCUCACGAUUUUCAUCCACUUCAUCCUACCCGAAAUGCCGUCAUUCAUUCUCCGGAACAUUUUCGGAAUGCUGUUUAUCAUACUCCCCAUCAUCUGCCACAUUAAAAUGUAUUUUGCUAUCCGACACCAAAACAAGCAAGUGCAAGACGCAAUGGAAGGCCACCAGCAGCUGAGUAUAAUUUUUAAGCGAGAAAAGAAAGUGGCUGUAGAUAUGUUUAUUGUUAUCAUUGCACUUUUGAUUUGCCUCGGUCCUGCGAUGGUGGUGCAGAUUAUUUUUUCCCACUUUUUCCAUCAACUGUACGAUCUUUUUUAUAGUUGGUCCUUUACAUUGAUUUACCUCAACUCUUGCAUUAAUCCCGUCCUGUACAUUGUAAGAAAAAAAGAACUUAGAAACUUCUUAUGUUUUUGUCUACAAUGAAAAACACAAGAAUGGUAAUAACAAUAAAAAUAGUGAUGCUUAUACUGCCACUACUACAGGUGAUGAUGAUGAUGAUGAUGAUGAUGAUGAUAAACAGUUGGAAUUAUUGAACAAAUAACAAUAGCAUGAUUUGUACGUGAUAUUUGGCAGAAAUACCACUCAUGCUGUUUUAAAAUUGUCUCAAAUUUUCUUCGCCUAACGGCUCGCGAAAUUACGCAUGACAAUUUCGAAAUAUCACUCGUGGUAUUUAUACCAAAUAUCUACUACGACUCACCUAUACUAAUUCUGCUAUUGCUGGUUUUCUCUGUCACGUCAUCAAAAAUAAAAAUCAAAACCGUUCAACAGAUAAAAAAUGAAAGGAAGUAAAUGUGAAAAGACCCUCGCCAAGAUUUAGGACAGUGCAAUUUCUCAUAUGCGGGAUAUUUGGAGAAAUGAUGUACCCAAAUUUAAAGAGCAUUGUAUGGAGACGCCACGUUGGUGCCCAUCCGGAAGGAAUUCAACAGAAACGUCUGUCCCCUGGUCUGUCACUGAUUUUUUGCUACGAAAUCUUGAAUUCAUCUCUCGAAGAACUCAUAAACAUUAAAGUAAUACUUUUUUUUACUGUUAAGAUAGAAAAAUUCCCUCAAAUAAUUCACUUUUUAACCUACAUGGCAGCUCUCUCAGCCGUCACGUGAAUACCGUAAGAAUUAGCCUGUUCCAGGCGUUCAUAUAGUGGGAAGCGGUGCGAAGUAAAAAGGAGCGCGAAAAAAUAAAAACGAGGGAGGGGGAGUGGGGAGAGAGGGCACCGCUUUCCCCAGUUCCCCCUCUACUUUUCAUCUCUUUUUUUACUUCGCACCGCUCCCCACUAUCUGAACGCCUGGAACAGGCUAGGUGAUCUCAAAACUGGUUGCAAAUCGCUUACGGGAGGGGUAGCUUACGAGAGCUGUCAAUACUAAGAUUCUCGCAUUCUUUUAUGGACACUAUUACAGUCGAACCUCCACUAACGGCCACCUCUCUACAACGACCCCUUUACUGUGUCCCCGCGGACAGUCCAUACAGUGACUCAAACCUCUAUACAACGCCCAGCUCUACUCAACGGCAAGAGCCACUAUAGCGUGUCUCCAACUGCCGAAAUAACAUCUCGACAACCGCCAGUUUUUACAGCGACUGAUGAGAAAGUCAAGAAUGGUCAUCAAAUUGAUCCGUAAGGCGCGUUGAUUAUUUUGAUUUUGUUUUACUUUAUACACUGCUGCAGUAAACAUAAAUUGUCUACGAUACUUAAAGCAAAUGUUGCGAACCUUUCUCGUUUUGACACGUUAAUAUUUUGAUUCAAAACAUAAUUCAAGCAUUUUGCCCAUUUUAUCUGUAUCUAUUAUUUAUGAUUGCGGGAUUAUUACCAUUACGGGACUGAAGGUAACAAGCAUGAAUUUAGCACAAUAAACAUGUUGUACCCUACCGUAAUUCCAGUUCGUGUCGUACAAUUCAAUGGAAGUCGGGCCCGCAAUUUAAAAUUGACCUUGCGGAAAUUUGAAAUUACUCGCCCGAUAACUCCCUAAAUUGUACUCAACUCAGUCCAAUUUGCAUUACUAAGAGUGAUAAUAAUAGCAAAAUAAAAGCUUAGUCGUGCAAGUCAGUUUCCGUAGUCUCUGUUGUAUUUUGCAAGCAACAAUUUUCUAUUUCGCCACUUUUACUUUAAGGCCACAUUUGGUAGGUUGGAACAUUUUGUUAAUCAUCAUCCAAAUGAUCAUGACAAAUUAAUAGUUAUUAAGUUCUUGGGGCAAACUCGAUAUGAGAACCAAUUUAGAAGUUGCCCAACGAUCGCUUAGGCAUCUUUUAUGAAAUAGGAGCCUUGGGGCAAGUGACAAUGGGACAAUCCUUACACUGUUCCUUCGUACUGUUUUUGUCUAGAGCCGAGAAAUAUGACCGCAAGUAAAAUAGGUAAUGACGUCAUGACGUUGCUCUUACAACUCCGAAUUUAAUAUAACACUGGAAAUAAGAAUUUUCUCUAUCUAAUGAAGCUGUACUGACCGUUUUCUGAAAUCGUUUUGAAUGGUGACGUAGUGUCACUUUAUGUUCAAACUUUAACGGUUUAGUUGAGCCACCUUUUGUUACUUGCACGACGAGUGGUUUUAAAAACCGACACUAGGCGAUUAUUUCUAAAAGUAUACACCACUGACCACAAGUGACCACCAGUGAGAAUACAUCAAAUAUUUUUCUGACGUCAUAAUCACGUGAUUAUUAAACCCCUUUAUCAUUCUAUUUACCACUAUUUAAACGCAAAUAAACUAUUUCCAGCUACUAAAAUAUGUAAACAGGAGCCCUGACGUAAAUAUUUUUCUCUUUUUUUGUCAAAAGGGCGGGUCCCCGAUAGCUUGUCAGGGGGAAUAGGGACGCUGUAAUAUCCUCUCCCCCGUACCCUUUAUUCCUGUUUCCAACCCUUUAAUGUUAACAUUGCCUCUCUGCGCUUUUGUCAAAAUAUUGGGUAAUGUUUUCUAAUAAUUGAGAAUCAUGCGCUUUCCGCUUCCUGAUUUUUUUUUGGCCCUCCAGACCAGCUUUCUUGUUUUCAGGAUACGGGUCGAUUUCUUUACUAGCUAUUCGGUACCUGAAAUAUCUAAAGAAAUAAAAUGAAAGUUAAAUUACGAGCGAAAACCAAAGACUGAAACAAUAUUAUUGAUCAAAAACCAUAAAAGUUUCUAAAACAAACCUCUCUGUUUAUAAGCCCCUUCGAAUAGAAACCCCCGACUAAAAUUUAAAAGCAGAAAAGCUUCCAGUAAUAGGCCCCUUCCGUAUAAAUUAAACGCCGUUAAAAGAAGGCUUUGAAAAAUAUCAGUCCAAAAUAUGUGAGAAUGUUACAGUAUUUCUCUGAAAAUGCGAAAUUAAAUGUUUGUUUAUAAAUGUAAUACUUGAUUACCCUGUUCCUGUGGAAACUAAUUUAUUGAAAGUUAGUGAAAAUUAAAUUCGGGAAAUAAAAUUUGUAUCUAAACUUCAAGUUCGCCUCCCAUGAUAGCGGUAGGAGUAAAACUAGUAACUAGAAAUACGUAAAUCGCAGGACCUCGCGUGGCACUUCGGGGGAACGGCAAGAAGUAGGAAGAAAUGGAAAUAAGGCAAUAGGGAAGAAAAUUUAUAUUUAAGACACUAACGCAAUGUAAAGAAACAAAAUGAAACUACAAUAACUAAAAAAAAACUAAACGAAAAGGAAAACAAGAGAAAAAAUAAAAAAAAACCAGCUUCCUCCCGGGCUCGAAUUCGGGACCUUCUACGACUUCUACCCGACGGGCCGUUUCGUCACCACUACGCCACGUGGGAACUUGUACUAUGGUAGAAGCGAUACUAUUACAUUUCAAGCCUUUCCCUUGGAACUUCCGAAAGCGCACCCUGUAUUAAGUUGAUCGGGCCCAUUAAACAUGAAUUCACAAAUAUUUUUCAGUGAAAAUGACUGCUGUUUUGAAGGUAAAAAAAACCCAACUCAAACCCAUUUUAUUGCAAUUAAAGAAGAGAUGCCCAACUUAGUGGGAUAUUUGUGUGCACGUGCAAGUAACGUCAGGUUGUUACUAUCCUUAUUUUACAUGUGAAGUGCUUCUCUUGCGGCUGUGUUGAUGUAUAAGAGCGUUUUCAAAGAGAAGAGCUAGCAUAAUAAUGAUAAAGUGACAUAACAACGAUAUCAUUAUAAUAGAAAAAUUAUAUUUUGGUGAACUAUCACUCGUGUUCAUUCGUGGUCCUCGAAUGUACUUUUAGACACAAUCGUAACCACAGUUUGUGUGCAUGCCGCAAAAAGAGUACAAGCCAGCGCGCCAUGGUAUGUAUGAGCAAAGAAAAUUUAUAAUAAAACAGUGGGGUUGUGACAGAAGACGAAACAACGUCUAUUCGUCAACGAAUUUAGCAACACAGGUAGACUGUUUUCUCGGCCUAAGGAUUUAACCACAAGAGUAGGAACUUGUAGCAGCGAAUCAUUUUUAACCAAAAUGACAUGAAAUGUCAAUCAGACCAUUUAACAGACGUCUUAGAUUUUUUAGAGAAUGAACAACCAAAGAAAACAUAUUCAAGUCUUUGACCAUUUUUGGAAUAAAACUGAAUAUACCACAUGGAACAUGUUUUUUCCGUGGUUCGAAAAAGGACAGUUACUUCAGAAAAUUAAAAAAACUUCGCUUCUUAUAUAUUGUUUGCAUGACAUCAUUUUGAGAAACUGUUCAUAUCCAAGGCAACAGGCCUAUUAUCUAAUUCUGUUAAUGUUAUGGCCCGAACCUAUUUAUGCACCUAUCAAUGUAAAGCCGGCGGCGGGGGGAAGGCGACGCAGGGCAUGGGGUGGGGAUUUGACAUUUUUCAAAUUUGCCGUAAAAUUCCCUGCCAACGGGCAAAUCAUUCCAGUUGAAUGCAACCAAAUUUUCCCACCCCGGGCUGCACAUUGCUAUCAAAUAUCCCAAGGCAGAACCCAAGAAAGGCACAAUGAAAAUAUCUCCAAAUAAAAUUCUGCAAUAUUUAUUUAUAAACGUUGCUGCAUCACCAAAGAUACAUGUUCCUGUUAUAGCAGCAAUUAUAAGUUUUAACCAUACCCCGUGUUGCACUGCGUAGAAUACAGAAACCUUUCAGGAGGAAGUGCACAUUUUGUAAGUUUAAAUAUACCAUUCUUAGUAAAGGGUACAAAGAAAGUCAGUUUUACAAGGUUUAUACAGUGAUUGUAGUGAAUGAGCCACACAUUGAUCAAUUGUACUUGCAAGAAUCGACUUGGUUUCUCUUUACUUCCGUUUACUUUGAUAACAGAGUAUCUUAAGAGGUUCAAUUGAUCAAAAACACGCUAAAACAAACGAAAUUUGAAGACAACACAGUGAAGUGAAAUCCACUCAGCUUUCGCUUGUUCCCGUUGGCCUCCAUGAUUUCCAGAUCUUUCCAGACCGUACGGCGCAUGCGUGAAGCGUGGAAGCGGGAAACAUGUUCGGUCUCAGUCUUUUUCGUCCGAGUCGGCAGUCAAAUAUCUCCACGUCGGGGAGAACAAUAUCAAUCAAAUGCCCUAUCCCAGGGCAAACAAAGACAAUCAAAUUCCCACCGAAUGCCAUGCCACCCCCCGCCCCCCUUGCCGGCAUGACAUUGAUAGGUGCAUUACAUGCGCGUUGGUUUUUUUUUUAAUCGCGUUUUUCGGCAGGAACGAUUUAAACGAUUUCUAUGGCUUUUGGCAUCCUUAAUAACGAAUGGUGCAACUUUAAGAAAAUGUUAUUUAUUUACUUGCAGGUGUAAAAACGUUCCAUAUCGGCAGAUGUUUAAAACCGCAUUUUUACGAAAAAAAAAUGUCAAUAACUUGGAAGCUCUACGUCAGAUUUUUUCUAAUUUUAGCAAAUAAGCCUCAGAACUCUCUUGUUUUAUAUCUGCAAGUUUGAAGUCAAUCGUGACCGUAGAACUCGCCGCACUAAAUGCUGGUCAGGUUUAACCGUAAAAUGUAACGCUAACGCAAAACGCAUUUGUGAAAGUUGACGCACAAAUAGAGGACGAGUGUCAAGACUGUCAACGGACUAUCUCCAUCCGCAAGGGUCAUUCUUGCCCAACGCUUUACUGCAAGAAACUGAGUAAUCAGAAACCCACGGCCAAUACAGUUCGCAAUACAAGAAAAACAACUUUAUGCUAACUGCGGGCAAGAUUAUAGAACUUCCAUUCAUCAAACUUACUUUGUAUUUGUCCCUCUCUUUUCGAAACCAAUCCUAACAAGCAAAAUAUAGCAUCUACGAAAAACUCUCAACAGUUUUUAGCGUCUCAGGUUUCCGUUUUGAGGAGAAAUAAAGCCAAAAACUCCAGUAUUUCCAAACAUCCAUUUUUCAGCUGCAGUGAAAGCCCUUCUACUUGACAAUUAUUCAAGCUUUUAGACUUGUUGUCACAUUUCCACCAGACGUUUGCCACUUGGGGAUAAAAACGAAGAAAAAUAUGACAAUCGUCUUCUUCUUCAUAUCCCCAAUGGCAGACUGCCCGUGCGAAUGUGAUGACAAAUCUAACUUCCACAAAUGUGUUAGCGUAGCAUUUUCCGGUUAAAUUUGACCUGUCCAGCAUUUUGUGCAGUGAGUUCUACGGUCACGACUGACUUCAAACUUGCAGUUAUAAAACUAGUGAGAGCUCUGAUGCUUAUUUACUGAAGUUGGACAAAAAUGAUUUAAAUCUGUCGUAGGAUUUCGAAGUUAUUAACAUUUUUUGUAAAAAUGCGGUUUUAAGCAUAUGCCGAUAUCACGAGCUUUUUUAUACCUACAAGAAUAUAUUAAAUAACAUUAUCUUAAAGUUGCACCAUUCGUUAUUAAGGAUGCCAAAAAUCAUAAAAAUCGCUUAAAUCGUUCCUGCCGAAAAACGCGAUUCAAAAACCUAACCAAAGCGCACAUAAAUAGGUCCACCUUAAAUGAUUUAGUUGGGUGGCUAGAACUGAUCAAGCGAUUUAUGAAACCAUUUUUUCGGUGAGAAUUUUCGGCUCUUUGAAAUGAUAAUUUAGUUUCGGGAGAACUCACUAAAAACCAGCUGACAUUCCGGGGGUACAGUCCAUGUCAAGAGCAUUCCCUCUUUGUUCAUGUUUCUUUGUUACGCUACCGCAAUCCUUCUAAUCAUUUUUACCUAAUCACAUAUUAAUUCUUUUCUCUGCUAUUAAAAGUUACUCAAAACUAAGCUGUUAUUCUGAGUGUUUUUCCCUGAGUUUUUCCAGACUGUUACGCUUCCGCACUUCUUGCGCAUUAAUAAACACAUUUUAACGCUUUGUCUAGUAAAGGCACUUGAAGAACUUGAAACUAAGUGACAGACAGAUACAAAAUUUUAAAUUUUCGACAAGUUUAGUAAUUACUUUUGAGGAAGUUCAUUAUACUGUUAGUGUUAAUGGAUUUUCAAGAGCAAAAGUGUAAUGCAAAUAAACAGUUGAUUACAAUUGCAAGUUAUAAAUGCUCUAUACUCGGGUCUACACGCAGUAAAGUUUCAACCUCUCUCCUCACAAUCCAGACCAUGCAAAGGUAAGGGGAUUAUUGCGCCGAAUCUUGUCUCCCUAUUUCUACUGAUCAACUCCCGUAUAUUAACGAAACCAGGGGCCGAAAGUAGUGGUUUAUAUUUUCAAUCAUACAUCCACAACAAGACCCUCAACAGAACCUCAUUUUAGAUUAACCGUCCCUCGUAUAAAAGUCACACAGAAAUUGCAUUUCAAUUAGGGUAGAUCAUCCAAAAUGAAUUGAAAGCCAGUCUCUUAAAAAAUGUUCAUUAAUAUACAAUUAUCUUAGUUAGGAAAUUGCAAUUCGCGGGAAAAUAAAACCAUAAAAAUCCAAGCUUUUCACUCAUGAUAUCAUAGGUGACCAUAGGCAAACUCAUUAAAGUACAAUGAAUUUAUCUUUUUUCAGCUGUUCUUUAAACAAGACGUACUGUCACUAGAUUGAAAUAAUCCAUGUUGUUGCAAAGUGCGAGAAAGAGAGACCUACUGAACGAAGAAUAAAUUGUUGCCCUACAUUUUAUCUGGAGGUUUUUCCAAGAAGCUAAAUGAAUUUGCCCAUGAAAGAAUUCUACUGCGUUACCUCGGUUCUGUUCAAAGCGAAAGAGAUAUGACUUUGCAAGCAAGAUGUAGAGUUCAAAAUGACCAUUAGUUUACAUGAAAGAAUUAAAAAAAAUAUGAGCUUGACCAGUUUGUAGUACAGUCGAAUCCCGAUAACUCGAACCUUCAAGGGAAAUAGAAAACAGUUCGAGUUAUCGAUGGUAAAAUUAUAUAGAAAACGAUCUGAAGGGAAAUGAAAAUUGCUUCGAGUUAGCGGGAGGUUCGACUUAUAGAGGGUUCGAGUGUAAUCGCUGACAACAGUUAAAUCAAUAGGGACCCGUUACAAAUUGUCUCAAAGAUAUUACUUUUGUAUAUUGCUAUUUUUCUCAGGUAACACAAUAAAUUGGUCUCCUCCCGUAAGCAGACAAUUUACUGAUAACUUAAUUGUACUUUCUAUUAAAGCUAGGUUUAUCAUUUCCUCUUCUUUAGCUUGAAGAUAUUCUUUUCGCUGUUAAGGGCAAGUUCUAGCCGGCAAGGAUAACAUGUCUUCUCAAGUCAACACCACAGUGUGUGGACUACCCCUUUGGGUUCCAGUCCCUACAAACGAUUCCAUCUCUUACGUCAGUGAUGCUGUGGCAUUAGCAGUUAACAUCCCAAUGAGUAUCUUUACCUUCCUUAGCAAUCUCGCUGUCAUCGUCAUAAUCACCAAAACUAUUCACCCUCAAACACCAAGCAAUAUCUUGCUCUGUAACCUGGCCGCCACUGAUUGCUUGCAAGGCUUGACGUCACAACCACUGUUUUAUAUCUGGCGUUUGAUAUUGCAUCGCGCUCGUCAAUCAUGUGAUUAUCAGACCGAAUUGUUUAAUGCCAGCUAUGUGUUAAACACCAUCACUUCAGGCUGGUCCUUUGCUACACUAACGCUUAUCAGCUUCGAUCGAGCGCUGGCAUUAUCCAAGCCGCUGUUUUAUCGUGCUAAUGUAACUAAUAAAGGUAAAGUGAUAAGGAUCAAUAAAUCUGAAAAAAAAAUUCUGAAAAUUAUGUUGACUGAUCAAAGAAUUAGACCUAUUUAGACGCGUCACCUUUUACUUCAUGUAAUGGGAUGGUUGGUUCUGAUUGGCGGAGAUUGUAUUCCUUCAAUAGGAGGCAUAAGAGGGACACAUUAUUAUCAUGACAAACAACGCAGCAAGACCGACACUACCCCCUAAAAAUUACCUCGGCAGGGCAAUAGCAGGAUACUGAUAGUCCUUAAAACAGCGGGAUGUUGAGAUUGGACAGCUGUUUCCUCCUUUUUUUGAUCCCGUCAGUGCGGCGUAAAAAUCAAAUUCCCCUUAUGAAGUUCCCCCUUGUAAAAGUCCAUAACAAUGUUAUCUCUAUUUGACUUGUUAUAACCUCUAUUAUUUCGUUUGUUUCAAGGUAGAUUGAUACUAUUUUUUUUCUUUCUUUCAGUUGCGUUUAAAACUGCUUCCUUGACGGGGGUAGUCUGGCUGCUGAUCAUAAUUUUCAUCCACUUCGUCCUACCUGAUAAGCCGUCGUUCAUUCUCCAAAACAUUUUUGGAAUGCUGUUUAUCAUUCUCCCCAUCAUGUGUCACAUUAAGAUAUAUUUUGCUAUCCGACGCCAAAACAAGCAAGUGCAAGACGCAAUGGAAGACCACCAGCAGCUGAGUAUAAUAUUUAAGAGAGAAAAAAAAGUGGCUGUGGAUAUGUUUAUUGUUAUUAUUGCACUUUUGAUUUGCCUCGGUCCUGUGAUGGUGAUGCACGUUAUUUUCCGACCAUUUCUUCCUCAGCUGUUUAACCUUUUUUAUACUUGGGUCUUUACACCGGUGUACCUUAACUCUUGUAUAAAUCCUGUUCUGUAUGUUAUCAGAAAAAAAGAACUUAGAAGAGCGUUCAGUAUUUGUGUUCAAUGA